This is a messenger RNA of Pieris rapae (cabbage white), 758 nucleotides long. RefSeq names its product probable peroxisomal membrane protein PEX13. The record is from RefSeq and is a predicted model, not a curated record. The coding region runs from base 125 to 664 and encodes 179 amino acids. The transcript is spliced from 2 exons. NCBI's taxonomy places the organism in Eukaryota, Metazoa, Arthropoda, Insecta, Lepidoptera, Pieridae.
UGAUUGUAGUGCGAGGACGCAGUUGCGUCAGCGCCGUUUUGCAGACUAUAUUUACGUCUGAACUCCGUUGCUUUUCACACAUCGUCCACCAACAGCUUACGACAACUACCUACAUUCAGACAUCAUGAAAGCCUUUAUCGCUUUGUUGGCCGUCAUCGCUUGCGCCGUCGCCGGAGACGUUCGCGAUAAGCGCAGCUACCUCAGCAGCGGGUGGAGCGGUUCCAGUGGUGGAUGGAGUGGUUACGGCUCAUUAGGCAGCCACGGAAGCUAUGGCAACUACGGAGGGCUCAGUGGUUACGGGGGCUACAGCGGUCUGAGUGGAUACUCAGCCGGGCAUGUUGCGCCCGCCGCACGUCUCGUCACCGUAAACAAAGUUGUUAAUACCCACCGCGUAGUUAAUGUACCACAGGUUGUCAGCGUACCCAAAGUGGUAUCAGUGCCUCAAGUUGUCUCCGUUAACAAAGUGGUCGCUGCGCCAAGUCACUCCGUCAGCGGCUAUGGUUCUGGAUACAGUUCUGGAUACGGUUCUGGAUACGGAUCUGGAUACGGUUCAGGAUACGGAUCUGGAUACGGUUCAGGAUACGGAUCUGGGUAUGGUUCUAGCUACGGCUAUGGCUCUGGAUACUCCGGACAUGGUUCCAGCUACUCAAAUGGAUGGUGGUGAUCUAGUUUAAGUGUUCUGUAAUCUAUUUAGCUAUAUUUACUUUCUAUAUUUUGCUGUAUUGUUUGUUCUUUUGUUAUUAUACUUUUUUAAUAUA